AAAAGUGUAGUGGUUCGGGUCCGACCCGUUAAGGGCUCAAAUCCGAAUCCGCAAAGUUCCUAAAAAGAAGGCGGGCUUUUGGACCUUUUCCGAAUAUGCGAAGAAUAUUCCGUUGAGAAUGAAUCCCCGGAGUAUAUAAAUUAUAUAUAAAGAGUGGAAGACGAGGGCAGCAAAGUCCAUGCAAUGCUCCUUCUUCUCCUUCCCCACCUCCCACUGUAAAUCCAUGGCCAGCGUGUGAUUUCGGUUCCUGUUGCUUUUGUUGAUGGUCAUCUAAGCGGAGGAGUGAGGAGCUCUACUGGUUUGUUGAUUUAAGUAACCUCAAGAUGGUUAAUUUUGGGAAAAGGUUGAUGCAAGAUCAAGUCCAAGAAUGGAAAGAAUACUAUAUUAAUUAUAAGCUAAUGAAGAAGAGAGUAAAGCUGUAUGUUCAACAGACUCAGGUGGAUGGAAAAGAUCAUCAGCAAGUGCUCAAAGAAUUUUCCAGGAUUCUCGAUGAACAGAUAGAGAAGAUUGUUCUUUUCAUGCUAGAACAACAAGGACUUCUUGCAAUUAGGCUGGAGAAAUUGGGGGAAGUGCACGGAAUUCUUUUAGAGCAACGAGAUAUUUCCAGAACAUAUGAACUCCAAGAAGCUUAUAGAGCCGUGGGGCAUGAUCUAGUGAAACUUCUUAAGUUCGUUGACUUAAAUGCCACUGGAAUUCGUAAGAUAUUGAAGAAGUUUGAUAAACGGUUUGGUUACAAAUUUACUAACUACUAUGUUUCUACUCGGUCAAACCAUCCUUAUUCGCAACUGCAAGGGAUCUUCAAGCAUGUGGCAAUAGGAGCUGUUGUUGGAGCCUUAUCUCGCAAUCUUGCACUUCUUCAAGAUCAUCAAGGAAGCCAAUUAUCCAUUUAUGAUCAACCAUCUGUUAUUCUAAAGGACCCUGUCAUUGACUUGAUAAAUGCAUCAGUAGAUAAGCUAACACAUUCCACAAGUUUCCUUCAUUUUCUUGGACAACAUGCUCUAAUUGUCCAAGAAGACAUACCUUGUGCAACUGAUGAUCAUGAUGAUGAUCAAAGAUACCAUUUUAUGUCUCUCCUCUUAAACUUAGCAAACACUUUCUUAUACAUGGUGAACACAUACAUUGUUGUUCCAACAGCAGAUGAUUACUCAUUGAGCCUUGGAGCUGCUGCAACUGUUUGUGGUGUGAUUAUUGGAUCAAUGGCUGUUGCUCAAGUUUUCUCUUCGGUUUACUUCAGUGCAUGGUCAAACAAGUCAUACUUCAAACCUCUGAUAUUCAGCAGUAUUAUGCUUCUGUUGGGCAAUUUGUUAUAUGCUUUGGCUUAUGAUCUUAGUUCAAUUGCAGUUCUGAUCAUCGGUCGUCUUCUAUGUGGGUUAGGCUCUGCAAGGGCUGUAAACCGUCGAUAUAUCAGUGACUGUGUACCGCUGAAACUUCGAAUGAAGGCUUCUGCCGGUUUUGUUAGUGCCAGUGCUCUUGGAAUGGCUUGUGGUCCUGCUCUUGCAGGCUUACUUCAAAUUAAAUUUAAGAUUUACUAUUUGACAUUCAACAAGAACACUUUACCAGGGUGGGUUAUGGCUGUUGCUUGGCUAAUAUACCUAAUUUGGCUGUGGAUUUCAUUCAAAGAACCAGUUCAUGACUUUGAAGAGAAUCAUUUUCCUCAGGAUUCAGGUGUUGUCGAACAAUCAGAGCAUGGUAUUGUACAACCUCUGCUGAUUUCAGAAGCGAAAGAUGAUGAAGAAGGUGAACGGGAUUAUGAUGAGAGUGAAGAAGCUUCAGUCAAGUGCCAUGAACCUGCAAGUUCAAUUUCUUCAGCUUACAGGCUGCUCACACCCUCUGUAAAGGUUCAACUGUUGAUAUAUUUCAUGCUUAAAUAUGCAAUGGAAAUCUUGCUUGCUGAAUCGAGUGUCAUAACAACAUUCUACUUCAGUUGGCCCACCAGCUCAGUUGCAAUAUUUCUAGCAGUCCUUGGUCUUACUGUUCUUCCAGUUAAUGCCAUUGUAGGAAGCUACCUGACCAAUAUCUUUGAAGACAGGCAAAUAUUAUUAGCUUCAGAAAUCAUGUUAUUAGUUGGUGUAAUUCUAAGCUUCAGAGUGACAGGCCCAUACUCUGUUUCACAAUACAUAUCUUCUGCACUCAUAACAUUUGUAUCUGCUGAAGUUCUUGAAGGGGUGAAUCUCUCUCUUCUUUCGCGUGUAAUGUCGUCACGACUAGCUCGAGGAACCUUCAAUGGUGGAUUAUUAUCGACCGAAGCCGGGACCAUGGCUCGAGUAGUAGCAGAUGGAACUAUAACAAUGGUUGGCUACUUGGGAGAAGAAAAACUCCUCAAUCUUACCUUGCUUCCCUCCCUGUUUAUUUGCAUUGCUUCCAUUGCUGCUACCUUGCUUACAUUCAACACUCUCUUUUAAGAUGUACAGUAAAAAUACAAAUCACACUGUUCUGUAUGUAUAUAUAUAUAUAUUUUUCU
Dioscorea cayenensis subsp. rotundata (Guinea yam) is the source of this 2461-nucleotide messenger RNA. Its product is annotated as SPX domain-containing membrane protein OsI_17046-like. Bases 324 to 2402 code for a protein of 692 amino acids. Gene Ontology annotation, biological process: transmembrane transport. Lineage: Eukaryota; Viridiplantae; Streptophyta; Magnoliopsida; Dioscoreales; Dioscoreaceae. Gene Ontology annotation, cellular component: membrane. Gene Ontology annotation, molecular function: transmembrane transporter activity. The transcript has 11 exons. The record is from RefSeq and is a predicted model, not a curated record.